Messenger RNA from Caenorhabditis briggsae, 1233 nucleotides. The transcript has 6 exons. Lineage: Eukaryota; Metazoa; Nematoda; Chromadorea; Rhabditida; Rhabditidae. The coding region runs from base 1 to 1233 and encodes 410 amino acids. The record is from RefSeq and is a predicted model, not a curated record.
AUGAGCUCAGGAGACGAUGCUAUCGAAGCGAUUCUGAAUGCACAGAAUCAAACGUGGAAUGUGCUUCCGAAGUUGAUACAACGUCCAGCUCUCCCUCCAAUUGCUCCGAAAACUACGCCGAGUAUGUUGGUCAAAAAUGAGUCGAUAGAAUCGAGUCGUCAUGCAACUUCCGUCGGAAGUCGUCCUCCUACAACUUCGAUUGGUUUUCCACUUCUCCCAAAACUCGGUGCACUUUCUCUGAAACCAUUAGAACCAGUAGUCGAAAAACAAGAAAUGUCUGAAAAGCCACAAACUCCAUUAUAUCCUAUUCCCAGAACUAACAUUUCGUAUACGCUUAAUUUGCAAGAUAUCGAUGAAAACGAAGUACUCCGACCGGAAUCUGCCGCUUCUACAGUAAUCGACAGUGCUAGAAAAGUUACUCGAAUGUUUCUGAGGGUUCCGGAAACUUUUUCCGAGUUUCGAGAACUUUCUGUAGAUUUGGAUCAGAUUUCCAUGAGCGAUAUUGAGAAGAUGGUGCAAAAUGCACGAGCACAUGAUCGACAAAACACUGGUCUCAUUUCAAUUACAUCCGUUAUUGCCUCAAUUCGAAUGGUACAUCCUUCUGACACGUGGCAAAAUCUGCUUGAUUGGCUAGUAGCUACAACUAUGGAAGAAGACAAGGAACUUCAACAAUCCGAUAUUUUGUUCAUGGUGGACUACCAAUUGUUUUUUGUAAUUCUCCAAAGUGAUAAACUGGCAAGAGAAGUUCUAAUCAACAUUCCGGAAGUUCUGGAUUCAGACGACAAUGGAAGUGUAUUUUCUCAUCUUCCCAGUAGGCCAACUUCUAGUCAAGAAAAUAGGGAAAAGGGCCGAGUCAGGCUGCUCAUCGAUCUCGAGUUUAUUCUUUCCCUGAAUCCAGAUAUUGAUAUCGAAAGGUUCAAGUUAGCAACGGAGAAGAAGAUAAUUACUGUGGACGAAUUACGUAUGCUAUUUCAAAUUUACGGAAUCACCGAACACAUUCAACACCUUGAACAACGAAUCAUUGAUUGCUUCUUGACACACGAUCAACACUUUUGCUUCUCCGCUUUCGUUGGUUGCCUUAACCAGAUCAAUCCAGCCGUCUUCCGAGCCCGUUCUCCGUCUCCACCAGCUCCAAAACUUGCUCCAUGGUCAAAACCUGCACUACCAAAACUUGAUGAUUCUGGAGUCAUUCCCGAUCUUGAUACAACCGGUUCUAGUUUCAAUUCUAAAUGA